AUGAAUAAUUUUUCCUCCCAGUCUGAAACCAACAUUUCCUGCACUGAGGUGUAUGUUGGUUGCUACAGCACAGGACACCACGGGCACAACAGGUCAGCUCCACAACUGAUUCCCAGGUUCUACAUUGCUGUGCCCAUCAUUUACUCUGUGAUCUGUGCCGUAGGUCUCACAGGCAACUCUGCUGUUAUUUAUGUGAUCCUAAAAGCUCCCAAAAUGAAGACAGUGACCAACAUUUUCAUCCUAAAUCUGGCCAUUGCUGAUGAGCUUUUUACUUUGGUUCUUCCCAUUAACAUAGCAGACUACUUGCUGCUUCAGUGGCCUUUUGGCGAAUUCAUGUGCAAACUGAUUAUCUCCAUAGACCAAUACAACACAUUUUCAAGCAUUUAUUUUCUAACUGUCAUGAGCAUCGAUCGAUAUCUGGUGGUGGUUGCCACUAUCAAAUCAAAGAAAAUAUUCUAUCGAACCUAUAGGGCUGCCAAGCUGGUGAGUGUUUGUGUGUGGUUUUUUGUCACAAUAAUUAUCUUGCCCUUCAGUAUUUUUGCCAAAAUACAUACUGAAGAGGGGCGAUCCCAGUGUGUAUUUGUCUUUCCUAACCCAGAGGGCUUCUGGUGGAAAGUGAGUCGCCUCUACACCCUGAUUAUGGGUUUUGCCAUCCCAGUGUCCACCAUUUGCAUCCUCUACAGCACCAUGCUUUACAAACUACGGCACAUGCACCUCCAUAGCAAUGCUAAAGCCUUGGACAAAGCCAAAAAGAAAGUGACUGUAAUGGUGCUGGUUAUCUUGGCUGUGUGCCUGUUUUGUUGGACCCCCUAUCACCUCAGCACUGUGGUAGCUCUCACCACAGACAUCCCACAGACCCCUCUGAUAAUUGGGAUCUCCUAUUUCAUCACCACACUGAGUUAUGCUAACAGUUGCCUCAACCCAUUCCUUUACGCUUUUUUAGAUGAUACUUUCCGGAAGAGUUUCCGCAAGUUGAUUGAAUGUGGGACUUCCUCAUAA
This is a messenger RNA of Eublepharis macularius, 999 nucleotides long. RefSeq names its product neuropeptides B and W receptor 1 (gene NPBWR1). The coding region runs from base 1 to 999 and encodes 332 amino acids. Gene Ontology annotation, biological process: neuropeptide signaling pathway. Gene Ontology annotation, molecular function: neuropeptide receptor activity; neuropeptide binding. The transcript has a single exon. Gene Ontology annotation, cellular component: membrane; neuron projection. The record is from RefSeq and is a predicted model, not a curated record. NCBI's taxonomy places the organism in Eukaryota, Metazoa, Chordata, Lepidosauria, Squamata, Eublepharidae.